Dicrocoelium dendriticum is the source of this 5031-nucleotide messenger RNA. The record is from the annotation of a GenBank genome assembly. Lineage: Eukaryota; Metazoa; Platyhelminthes; Trematoda; Plagiorchiida; Dicrocoeliidae.
GCCGAUGUUAGCCUGCUCAAACCAUACCACAACCGUGCCCCCAGUGUUCCUUACAACGAGGAAUUGUGCAUUGAACCAGUCUGGAAGCUGACUGAGUCUUCUCCCGCCAACGAAUCCAUGCCACCUGUGGUCAAGAUUCAUCGAAACGUGACCAUCUACUUCGGUCAGAAAUAUUCCAUUUCCAAAUUGGGUUUCAUUGUCUCCUCGCUGAGCGAUCCUGUGUCAGAUAUCACUAUUCAAUUUGGAGGACCAAAGUCAAUCGAUAAAGUGGUGAAUUUAGACAAGGAUUGUACAUUACAAAGUGAACCAGUUCGAAUGCACGUGUGCGAUAGGACCGAUUUGUCUGGACACCCUUUCACCAAUGUGACGGUGGACGCAAGGGGGCUGGUUCGAUUUCACGUAUUCGGAAUGCCAUUCUAUUAUCCAAAAGUCGGAUUGCUCGCCUCGGAGAAGACUGCUGAUCCGGCACUCCGUGACCAUUUGGAAUUGAAGUGUAUGGCCUUCUCGUGUGGGUCUAAUGCUUUGAGCAAAUUGGAGGCCCUUGCUCUCAAGCAAUCGGGUCUUGAAUGUACUCGUUAUGGCCGUAUCGUUCAAUGUAAGAAUCUGGAUUUGGUGCGGAUUCACCAACCUAUGGAAGAUGGUCAAACACUAAUACCCGAUACGAUUCUGGUCAGCGAAGGGCAAAUUUUGCCCGAUGUUUCGCAAAUUAUGACUGAAAUGGAGCUGUUGCAAGCAUCAACUGAUAGGCUGUUUGUCAAAUUUCCACGAACGCACCCUUACUUCGGGCAAUACAAAUGCCGUUGUCACGCAGAUGAUGAACUCUCUUCCAUUGUUGAAUCAGAACAAACCUCGCUGAAUGCGUCGGAUUUUGAUCGAGAUUUAGUCUUUCAAAGGAAUUACACAGCAGUCGUUGAAGAUCAACCGAUAGAUGCCAUACUUGGUUUUUUGGAGAUCCCGCACGACCCACCAGUCAGCUUUUUCAAACUGGUUAUCAGCGGUCACAGUUUGACUGACAAAUUGGAUUUGAACGCGACAUUUCUAGAAAAUGGCCAGUUUACCUCUAUGGGAGGUGAAUAUGCAAAAACUGUUCAACUGCAGGCUUUUCCCAGGACAAUGGGUGCCACUUAUGCUUGGCCAAUCCCGGCCUAUCGAAUGGAGCUGCAAGACGCUUGGCCAGACUGCGUGGACGGGGAACCAACAUGGAUCGAGUGGAAGACCACCGAUGACGCUAUGCCACACCGCGUGGUAAGGGACCAGCUGCGAACUAUCGUUCUUUCUCCUUCCAAUGAGGGCACCAUACGAGCUUGGGUUUGGCAAAACGAUAUGCAGUUGCUGGAUAUUCGAGCUUACUACCAAAGCCGACAUCAAACGGAUCAUGAUGCAAAGGAGGUAUACUUACAGAAGUCUUCCUGCGUCGCUGGAGCCAGUCCCGAACGCGUGGCGUGGGCCAAAAUCCAAGAUAAUGAAUGCGUGACGGGUGGAAUGCAGUUGACACCUGAAUGUGUGCGCACGCAGUCCGGUUUUGCCAUUCGGUUCAACGUUCAGGAACCUUCAGCCUCCGAUUCGUACACACUGUAUCAGACCGACGCAGGCGACGAUCCUGAUAGACAGCUGGCCAAGGCAGCGAAUCCAGUGCAGAAUCUUCAAACGGAAUUAGACGCAGCGGAUGUGACCUUGAAUAUCGUAGCAUUAUCAGACAGUGAAAAUGCCAAUGAAUCACAAAUGGAGUUAGCCGUGAUCGUCCAAUCGAAAGUCCUCGUGGACAACAGCGCCUGUCACCGAAUGCUUGUUGCCCUGGACCCCACUUGGUCCUUUCCUCAACGACUAGAGAAUCCGCUGACUACUGCGGAGACAUUGUUCACUAUUUCGGUUCCAAACGAUUUGAAGCUACUCACUAUGGAAUUAGAGUUACGAGUUGAAGCUUCGGAUGACACCAAGUCCGACCUAGUGACCAGACGAUCGUUAACUGUGGCCAAUCCUCGUGGUUAUGAAAUUAACUUGAUGGUGAUGGAAUCUGAGGGAUUGAUCAAGUGGCCUGCGAUUCCCUCAUCGUUUCACCAACUUUUGGACAAGUAUGAAGUUGAAGUUUUUAACGAGUACAGCGUCUGCGGGGUUCUCAGUAAACUGGACAACCCAGAAGUGCAACAGGAAUUACGAUCUGCGGAAGGAACACCGUUAUACAAAGUUUCCCUGGGCGAAUAUCCCGAGUUCAUGUCGCCCCUGAAGCAACGCUACGUGGUAAAAGUGACUCCUGUGUUUAAAAGCAAGCAGUCCGACGGAACAAUCAGAGGAAAAACGGUCGAAACGGAGUUGAUGCGAGGGAGUCUAACUGAGACUACUUUGAAAACUGAUCAAUCAGUGUCUAGUCGCACAGCUCGAGUCUAUGUGAUUCCAAGUCAACCAGCUCCUUGCCUUCGCAAUAAUCCGUUAAUGACUGCUGAAUUUGAUCUUCGGCUAAUCGGAGAGGAUACGGCCAAGCCUGAUUACCUCAAACAAGUCAUCUUCGAACCCGACACACUUGAGAAACAACUGGACUACGGUCGAUGGUACACUGUACAAAACUUGCAACCAGGACGGAGAUACGAAAUUAACGCAACGGUGCACUACCCGAAGGGGUUGUCUGAUGAACCCUCGACCGCCGUACUAUUCUGGACUGCGGAUGAGGUGCGGAUCUCUGUGCAAGAUGUAUUCGCCUCUCCCGAGGAGUACGUUGCCAUCAAUUGUUCUGGAGUAGUGGGGACGAGUGGUCCAUAUCAGAAGCGUUUGGAAUGGAAACGGAACGAUGGGACACCCAUUCCUGAUGGUGCCUCUGUUGAAGUGGUUUCCACUGCGACGUCUGAAAACAAUUGGACGGAAAUUGUGAGUCUGCAAUUCGACCGAAUCGAGCCGGGACAAGCAGCCACGUAUGCGUGCUUCGUUAGACCUUCAGUAAUGGAAGUACUUGGAAAACCGGACUCACCGCCCACUGUUCGAUUGGUUAUUAGUGAGUUGGAGUUGAACGAAGACUCCCGUGUAGCAGCGGGUGGUGAAAAUGUUGUAGUUACGUGCGAGACGAAACAAUCAAGUGAGCUCGUUUGGAUCGCACCCUGUGGCCGUAUCAUUCCCGGCGAGCCGCACGAAAGCAAACCAUACGCGAUCCAUAAAAGUUCCCUCGAGUCAGGCACCUCAUCGAUUCUGCACAUUCCAAGCGCAAAAUUCGAAGACACAGGGGAUUACGUUUGUUCCGAGAAAGGCAGCAAUUCAAGUCGGAUCUUCCGACUACGAAUGAAUGAAGUUGGGUCGCAUGUCCUUUUCAUUACAGAAAUACACAUCGAACAGGACAAGGGCAGUUCCAGAAAAGCCAAUUCUCGUUUACAUUUACGCUGUGAAGCAACAUUGGGUGAAAUGGGGCAGCACGUAUCAUGGUAUCGGCGGCAAACGUCAACUGCACCUUGGGAAUCGAUCAAGCGGCUGAUGGACGAAGAUGCUUCAGUAUCGGUAAACAGUGAACCCGCUGGUAAUCAGCGAAACAUACUGUCUUCACUUCAACUGACCAAUACACCUGGAACUAGUGGGGAGUUUGCGUGUGUUAUCGAAUCACGUACUGAUAACAAGGAGGAUGAUGAUAGUGGCACUGCGGCGGAGCAAGUACAUCAGAUUCCAGGACCAAGCGCUAGCAUGGAAAUUGCCUAUGAACCAGUGCUGGACAUCGAACAAAUUGACAAUCAAGGACAUCCAGAAACAGUGCUUCGGUGCAAUGGCUACCCAGCCCAUGAAUCCGAUCGGCUACACUGGAUUUUUCUACCUCCAGGUGAAGGGGAAGACAAUGCUGUUCUGAUUGGUCCGUCUGCACAAACGAUCAAUAAUGUCGAUGAAUCGACAAUGGCAGCCAUUCGAGCGACUUUUCGUCUCGGUGACAGCGCUCCGGCCACUUGGCCUGGUGCAUCGGGCCCCUUAAUGUUGGCAGCCUCCAAGUCGAUUGUAUCCCAAGAGGAUGAAGCUACCUCAUUCACUCCAGAACGUUUGGAGCUGUUCAUCACCAAGGACCCGGAGCGCGGCCUGGACGAAAGGAUUCGUGACGGAUCACUGGUGUGUCAGUAUCGACGUCCGGAAGCGGUUAUUCUCAUGAACGAAGGAGUGCCUGUAAUAGCGCUACGGAAAUACGAACCAGACGCACACGUGAUCAUGGCAGAAGAGAUCGUUCCAGUGAAAGAAUUAUCUAAUAAGUACUCCCAUAAAGUUGCUUUGUCGGGAUCUGGGCUGAGCGCCAUAUCACAAGAAGGUACAGAAAACGUUGCAUCCCUUCGAAGCACACUCUCCCGACAAUGGAGCCUAAUCUACCUGAUUUUAUUCCGAUUUCUUUGGUAUUUGUGAGUACUGUCAUUUACUUGCUUGUCCCCCUUUGUCAACACCGCGUGACCUGUACUCAUUGCAUAAUUGACAAUCGCUUGAAUUCCGGCACGUUCACAGCCCACUCCAUCGGAAGAUUUUGUUUCACACCGUUGGCAUCCUUCUGAUCCACCGUUUUCCUGGUACACAAAAGUUCCAUUGUCAGGCAACUUUGCCUCAUCAAAUCGGAUCUAGAUUUAUUCAUGUAGUGUCCGUCGUCAAUUACCUGGCUUUUCAGUCAGUGACCAUUUAUUUGUCCUACACAUGUAUUCGCUUCGAGACGACAAGUAUACAUGCCAUUUUCCUUGUGAUCUACAUCGUCAUAAUGUGGGAUUGUUCAAACCGUCUUCGCACCUGACUAAGCGAUAUCUGUCCACGUUAGAACAUCUCUUCCCCUAUUUUGAUGAGACUUUCCAACAAAAACAUGAUUAUUCCACCUUGAUGUCCCUGUGGUAGUAUUUAGGCAAUUACACCUGCCACCACCUGCUUUUGUCAUUUCCAGUUCCCCUGCCUUUUUAUGUCAUCAUUUCCACCCUUUCAUGUUGGUUAUUCUGCCGGCGUUGUUCUGCUCCAAAUUGGGUUUCAAGUCCGCUUUCGAUUUUUACUUUCGCUCUCAUGAUUUGUACAAAUUACUAUGAUAGGCAGACAAAUACAUAACUACUC